Messenger RNA from Caenorhabditis angaria, 1179 nucleotides. Lineage: Eukaryota; Metazoa; Nematoda; Chromadorea; Rhabditida; Rhabditidae. The record is from the annotation of a GenBank genome assembly.
AUGUUUCUCAAAAUUCUUCUAUUCCUCUCGAUUUUCCCCAAUAUUGUUUCAAGUGUCACAUGUGAAUUCUGUGUUCAAUCUGGAAAUACGUGAGUAAAUAUCCCAAGUCAUUUUAUUUCCAACAAAACAUUCCUGUCAGAUUCUGCACCGAUACAUAUUCCUGUAUUCCACCCGAAGUGUCUUGUCAAGCUCCGAUAAAUGUAGAUUUUGUUUGUCCAAAAGCUCCACGAGUUCAAUAUAAUGAUACAUUUGCAAGAACUAGAAUGAUGGUCAUCGCAUCUGCUGCCAAAAGUUUGAGUGAGAAUACACAAGAUUGUUUCAGGUAUUCUUAUGUUUACCGUAUUUAGUUUUCGUAUGGAAUUUUUUUUUAGUAAUCAUUUUCCAACAACAACAGUUUAUAAAACACGCGAAGUGAAUUGCUCGAACACUUAUCCAAAUGUGACAUGUUUAGCCUAUACAGCUUAUGAUGAUACUGAACAAGUUAUAAUUCUAGGAUUUCGAGGUUCACAGGGAAAAAAUCAGGAUCUUACACUCUCUGAAAAUUGUGUCGCGAAGUGGGUUUCUGCUUUUUUUGUUCAAAAAAUGUAUUAAUUUUCUAGUGGAUCUAUACCAUUUUUCACAAAUGGUCGAGUUGUGCAAGCAUUUUAUGAUUCUUUUAUGUUUUUAUGGGAUGGUGGAAUUCGACAAGAUUUACGUCGACUCGCUUAUCUUUAUCCAAAUUAUAAAUUAUGGAUUGGCGGACAUUCUUUGGGUGGAGCAAUGGCAACAAUUGCAUCUGGAUACAUUGUGAAAACUGGAAUAUUUCGAGGGGAAGAUAUAACAUUAGUUGUAUUAGGAGAUAUGCCAGUAACUGAUGUUGUAUUUUCAAAAUGGCAUUGGGAACAAAUACCAUAUUCAUUUCAUGUGAUUCAUCGAAAUGACAAUAUUCCCCGAGUUGACCCAUUUGACCCGCUUAAUAAUGUCACAAUGUAUCACUCAAGGACCGAAGUAUGGUAUAAUAAUUAUAUGAGAGAAGGGGAUAAUUAUGAAGUAUGCUUGGAAGCUGGUGCAUCAUUUUGUAUUCGUUCGCCUCAAGCAAAUCUUACUUGGGAUGAUCAUAACUAUUAUUUUGAUAUUCAUCUUCCAAAUUGGGGAAAAGCUGGAUGCCCCAAAAACUUAACUGGAUUCAAUCAAGAAUGA